AUGGCGGCUAGAUUUUUGAGAAGAGGGUUAGACCAGUUAAAAAGUAAAGAAUUUAGGGAAUACCUAUGCAGGUAAGUAAAAUAAGUCCUCAGGAAUAAACAUGCUUUUCUAAAUAUGCCGGCGUACUAAAUUCUUAUUGUUUUUCCUCUUUAUUUUUCAGCACGGUAAGUUUCGUCUUGUUUGUUGGCAAAUAUGAGCUUAGAUUGUGACAAGUGGAUUCGUAUGACAAUUUUUCUCUAACAGUUACUCUGUUUCUUUUGUGACAUCCUCUAGCAUUUCUGGGGACCGAGUAAGUACCAUUUUAAAGUGUUCUUAUUUGUUAUGUCCAUAACUAUUUACCUUUUGAAAUAUAUAAAAAGUUGAUAGUAUUAAAACUUAUGGUAAGCUUAAAUAUUGAAAUCUUCAAUUUAUUCGAAUACCGCUAUUCGGUGUAAGGGCAGGUCACUAAUGUUAACAUAAUGGUCUUCUGUAACUCAAAAAAUACCUCCAACAGCUAAAAUGAUUAUAUUUCUAAUAUUUUUGAGCAACAGAUUUGAGAUUAAGUAAAAAAUGCACUCCCCAUCAAUAAUUUGGUCGACCGAUGUAUCCACCAGCAAUAUUCAGGGCUCAGUUUGCCAACACACUGUCAAAAUGGAAAGUUACAUCUGUCUUUUGAAGGCUUCUUGGCAGAAUCAGUAGAACAUUAACCGAAAACACUGCUAUUGUCUUAAAGCAUCUGCAUAUGAUUCAAGGUUUGGCUGCAUGAUAUUUAACAAUAAUUAUUCCUUGAGCCCGAAUGGGCUAUUGACUCAGAGGCCAUGAGAGUGAGAGGAAUAAUUGUUUUAGUAAAAUCCAACUAGUUGGUCAAAAAUCUUGAGACAAAACAACUUAAGCUAGCAAAAUGCAAUUCAGCCAUUAUUGUUUUGGUUUUCAAAGCCGGCGCUUUUCGCUACUAGUGGGCUACAACAUAUAGCCUAGUAGUAGCUCAACCAAUCAGAAUGCAGAAUGGUGGAUUUUACAAGAAACACAAGCAGAUAAGCAUGGGAUGAAGGCGGGCAAAACUUUUAGAGACCUUGUGCAUGCAUUUCUUCAUUGCUUUUCAAGCCACAACUUACGUAGCAAAAUCAAGAGCUACUGACAUGAAUUGACGUAUGUUUUGGUUACUCAAUCAAAUUUUUGUCGAUUGAGGAUUUCAAUAAAAAUUAAUUAAGUGGAGGUGAUUCUAAUACUACUAUGAUCUACAAUGUAUAUGUUGUAGUUGAUUUUUUUAUUUCAGUUAAUUUUUAUUUUUCCAUUGUUUUGGGGUAUGGUAAUGUGCUCUGAUGAAUUUAAAACAAAGGAAAAACAAAAAUUAACCAAAAAAAAUGAAAAAUUAACUGCAACAUAUAAAUUAUGUUAUCAGAGGAGCCUCCUUUCAUAUUUUUUAAGUAUUCAGAACAGAUAACUGUACAAACCACUAUAAAUUUUAAUGUUAAUUUCUUUUUACUUAUGAACUAUUUAAAACAAGAUAAAUCAGAAUAAUAGAAACAACAAUCAUGAAGUAGUGUCGUCGGGACGUGAAGUCAUAUUAAGAGUAGCACUAUUACAUAAAAAGGCAGAUGUUAACUGAAAUGAAAAAUUGCACAUUAAAAUGCACUACUUGAUUGUGCAAUCAACGAAAUCUGCUGCAGAUGGGGCAAGUGGGGCAGAUGGGGCAAGUGUCCCAACCCCCAGAAAUUUACCACCCGUGGCAAAAAAAUUGCCAUGGGCCAAGAGGUUAGCACGUGGGGGUUGAGGGCAUGGGCGCAGCUGGAAUUGACUGAUGCAUUAAGUUAAAGCGGAAUUUUGUUUGUUUUUUAUGCAUAAUUGCACAUCAAGGUGUAAUGUAUAAAAGUACAGUUAUAUAAACAGGGUCCAAAAUUGUGACCAGCUGGUCACCAGCACAACUGAAAAUUUAGUGCUGGUGACCAGAAUUUCAAUGCUAGUCACUAGCAGGCAGCCAACUUUCAGUGCCUUGUCAAUGUUUUGAACCGCAGCACUCAAGGAAUCAAUUACGUUUUAAAUGGAAAAAUAUUGCAUUUGAUUUCCAGAAGAAACUUACCCCUUGUCUUGUCAAAGUGUUUAAUCUCCAUAGAAAACAAUUCACGGUACGAAAAAACAAAAAGCAUUGACUGUUUACAUGCAAACGAAAUUACCAAAGGUGGGAGACUGGUACGAAAAAUUUUGUUCCGAAGUGACCUGGUACAAGUAACAUGGCGGUUAGCUUAGCGGUGCGUAAGUAAUUGGAAAGGCAGUUGUGUUAUAAUGUUCAGUCUUCAAACCGUAAGAGAGCUAUAUAUUUAAGGAAAAGUCCUUUUCAACUAAGACAUCUAAGCUACAUGUAUACAAUCAUAAUAAUGCCUUUUUGUACGUGGCAGUCUCACUUUGCAUUCGUUCACAAGUAUUAAAGAUAAUGUUUUAAGUGUGUUUCCCUGUUAAGCAAAAAUUUUACGCGCACAUGUUGGUGACUAGAAUGUUCCAUCUGGCAACUGAAAAAAAGCCUCUUGUCACCUGGAUAAAAAAGUUAGUUUUGGACCCUGAUAAAAAUAAAGACCAUUGUAUGCCAUGUGCUUUGUCUGACUCAAGCAUUUUGGCAUUAUUUGCCAGCAAUGCAAAGAGCAGCGCUGUCACUAAGGUUUCAAGUUGCCAGGUAUAUACCGUCUAUAGAGGAAAUGCUAUGUGUUGUAUUUUCCUUUUGGUUCCUCUCAAAGUGGCCAGGGGUCAUGUACAUAGUAGCUGGGGGAAAUCCCUGGUCCUUGGACGUUAAAGACAAGACAGCCCUGAAAGAGGGCUUUUGCAUUAUAAGAUCUGUCAGUGAUUGCGAAUCAUUGCAAGGUGAUACCCUGUAGAUGCUAGGAUUUAUUUUUCUUACCAUCAGCGUAAGCAACCAGUAUCACCGAGAUCUCUCUGCAUUGCUAUUGUGCAUUCCCUCCUCGAUUAUGCCUCUGAAAUCUUGAACCUGAGUCCUGGCGAGAGAGGGGGGGCUCCCCUGUAAAAGUGACUGGGAUGCUUGUCAGAACAUUCAAAUUAAACCCCUAAGGGAGACCAAUGUUGGUGUGGCUGAAGCUUGAGUUGACCCCUAAGGGAGAUUUCUGUGUGGUCAGUGUCAGAGCAUUUUUUGUAAAUUUCUUAUACAAAUUACUAAGCGAUAUCUGAAUGGGCAAAUAUAGUGACUUUCCAUCCCAAACACCGUAAAUGAGACGGAAAUCUGUAAUUAACACCCUUAAGCAUGACAAAGAGCAUCCCCAUCACUUUUAUACGGGAUACCCCCACCACCCUCUGGCCUGAGUCCGUCUCUAUGAAAAGGCUAGUAGAGAGAGUUCAGAAAAUAAUGUGCGACAAGGGUUAUCCUACAUGACCUAGGUUACAAGUGGCUUAAAGGAUGAGAUCUACAGACUCAAUUGUGGACUCAUUUGUCUGACCUAUUUUUGGUUCAGCUCAUAUAAGGGAUUAAGUAAUAAACAGAUAUUCCAUUCUUUUUCAGUAGAAGAACCAAAUUUUUUAAGGGAACAUUAUUACAAAUUUUGUAAUAGAAUUCCUCAUUUAUGGAAGUUACUCAAGAAGCAUAGAACUGAAGACCUAAGCCUGUCAAGUUCCAAAAACAUUGCAGAGAGUAUCACAAGAAUACAAUCUCAAAUGUUACUUGAUCAGAGCUUACAUGUAAAACAGUGUUUAUUAUUACAGUAGUGGUAUUAUCAUUUUUAAAAUUUUAUUUUUUAUCAUAAUAAACUGUAUAAUUAAACAAGACUUACCUGUAAGUUGAAGUUUGAUUGGGAUUCUAUCUCUUGAUAUGGGAAGGCUGGAAGAUCAUUUUGCAUGGGAUCUUACUGCCCUUGGGUCAUGUAAUAGAAUUAACAGAUUCAAUGUGUUCCUUUUUUCUGACAACUUCUUUUUCUUUCUUCUCACACUUUGUCAGUUAUUUUUUAAAUUAGGAGGACUAGCACGCAUGGUUAUUACAAUGUACAUUCCUUAGUAGUCUUUCACUGCUUCUCUCUUGUGUUUGUUUGCCGUUAAUAACAGAUUGAAUUAUAUUAAAACUAAAUAAGAAUAAUGAAACAGUAGUAGUGGUAUGUAGCUGCAGAAGCACAGUCAGAUUUCUUUACAAAAGUUACAAACCAAGCACCAUUUGCAGUACACGCUAGCAAUUAACCUUACACCAAUCUUUUCUGAUUUUUCAUUAUGCUCCUUGUCUAGACAAUGAGGCCAUACACUUCAAGUACACAUCAUGAACAAAUUUGUGUAUUUUACUUUAUUGUAGUUGCCAACUGGGGUCUUCCUCUUGCGGCAAUGUCUGACAUGAAGAGGGAUCCUGAGUACAUCAGUGGUAAAAUGACAACAGGUGAGGAUGGUCAUGUAAUUAGGCAAUAUCGUAAUCCCUACCCUUUACCUGGACAUGUUUGUACAUGUAGUCCAUCACAGGGGUCUCCCAACAGUACAGCUUGCAAAGCAAGUCCUGUCUGAUAGCCGAGGGCUAGUGGAUUUUGUGUUCAGGCUAGUAAUUUUGUUCUUAUAAACUUGCUUUAUAAUAAUGGGCAAGCUAAGUAUUUGAGGGAAUCCAAAUUACAGAAUUACUGUAAGACAAAUAUUAUUGUUUAAAUUUCAAUUUACUAUACCAUUAAAUACAUGAAAAUCGAAAGCUGUUUUUCAAGCUGAUCUGAUGAAGUAAAGUUAUCAUUACAAAUUAUGUAUUAAUAAAUCAAUCAAUUGAUAAUGAUAACUUAAUUGUUAAUUCUGAUCCAAACCUUUUGGGGAGCUAGUAAAAAUGACUCUGGGGCUUAGUAUAUGCUAGCUACUGCUUGCCCAUAGGGCAGCUGUAAAACUGACUUUCUUUGCACUGCAUUUUUCUCACAGCCAUUUACACACCAAGGUUGCUAGACAUAGUGUGAAACAAAGCUUUUUCAUUGCACAAUGAAUGGCACACCCAUUUUUGAAACCAGAUGUUAAAGUAGUAACUUAUCAUGACUUAUCAGGCUUUCAAAACUUCACUUCUGUUUUUGUUGUUGUUGUUGUUGCUUUUAUCAUAUUAAUUUUGAGAUUGACUGUUGUUUCUCUUUAUUUGCCAGCUCUUUGCAUCUAUUCAAUGCUGUUUAUGAGGUUUGCAUGGCGAGUUCAACCUAGGAACAUGCUUCUCUUUGCUUGUCACUUUAGCAAUGAGGUCUGCCAGCUGAUUCAGUUAGGACGAUUUACCAAAUAUAGGUGGGGAUUGUAAUACAUAGUGUAUAGUAUAGUUAGAUUGGACAAAAUCUUGUUUUCAUUUUGUUUUUGAUGACAACAACUUAUAUUUUUUCCAGUUAAAGCAGGCUCAACUAGCAUUAAUUGAACUCCUGCUUUUAAUUAUUGAAAACUAAUAUCAUAGCAGGCUUUAAGGUAAAUGCAUAACAAUAAAAUGAUUAUCAGAUAAUAAAACAAUAUUAUUCAAAUGCUUUUCUGUAGAACACCUAGAAGGUAUUAUUAAGAGAUUUUAAUGUUCAUGAUGAAAUGAUUAUUAAAGAGACAGUCUGAGUUAGAUCAAAGUGAAUAUGGGACUUCAACAGUAGUUAUCAGAAUUUUACAUUUAACAGUGGUUCUUUUUGAUUUAUGUUUUAAAUUCUGAUUUAUUUUAUAUGAAGCUGUAUAAGAUCUUGCAGGAGUCGCAAAAGACUCUUAGAUUUCUGUCUUUGUUUUCCUGGGGCGAGGGAUGUUCUUUGUGGAACUCCUCUUGUUUAUAACUUUAUUUCCAUUAAAAUUUUUCAAGCUACAUGUAAGUGUAAUCCAAACCCAGUUAAAUUCUUUUCAUCCAGGAGGUUUGAAUAAUCAGGAUUUUAAUUAGUAUGCUACACAGCUGUUUUUAGUGUCGUCACGCAACGCUCCUCCCCACUAACGGCUGCUGAAAACCGAACUACAUUCCUUUCCCGUGAUUAGCCAAUUAUAAUUCAGCUCCCGUUUUCUGGAAAGUGUUCGCGCCAUGUUGCGGUACUGUGACUCCUCCAAUCACAGCUUUGCUUUUAUCGGUGCCCCGUGUGUGAAUGACAGAAUAAUCAAAACGUCGCGUGAAAACAAGCAAUUAACUAGAGUAGUGUUGUCGUAGUCGAGUCCUAUUUAAAAUUUAGGAGAUAAGCACCAGUAGCAAGCAAGUCGAGCAAAUUGCGAUGCACAACAUGGAUGUGCUCAUAAAGUUGCCAGGUAUAGUUCGGGAAAUCGCUCAUCGAUAAUUUAAAAGAUUGCUUUUUGAAUCAGUACCCUUGAGAGUUCACAGGAACACAAUGAGCACAUCCGGCACAUUUAAAUUCUUCAUCACAUAUCAGUACAUAUGCACAUUAAAUGAAGAACCAACCGAUCCUGGUAAAAGUCUUCUAGGCCUAUCAAACCUUUCUUUCACUUGGAACUUUCUUGACCGCUUAAAACAAACUUUUUUGUAAAUUUACCUUUUCGUUGCUUGAAAACACAGAGCCCGUCUAAAUUCAGCGACGAUUGAUUGAUUUGUCGAAAACUGAGAAGCGUGCUCGCUUCCUAGCGCCCCACGGCUCACGUAUUGUCAAACUUCUUGUGCAUGAUUGGCUUGUUCGUUAGACCACAAACACAAAGGGAAAGGAAUGUAGUUCGGUUUUCAGCAACCGUUUGUGGGGAGGAGCAUUGCGUGACGACACUAAAAAUGGCUGUGUAGCAGACUAGAUUUUAAUAGCCCACUAAUCCAAUUUUUACCAUAUCAAUGAACUGAAAUGAAACCAUCUCAAAUUUUGAGAAAGAUGUUAUUCAGUCAGUCAGUGACACAGGCGGUUCAAAAGAAAAAAACUCCAAGUACUCCCAGUAGGAGACAAACCUAUGACCUUCUGAUUACCAGUCCAGAUGCUCUACCACUGAGCUAUAGGAGACUCAAGGGAUUUAAGGCCACUAAACUAGGUAACUCUACUUUCUUUAGCGAGCAAACAUUCCAUUUUGGGUGUUUGAUAUUAAAUUAUCUGCAUGGUCGUCCAUAAGUUUUUCUUUGGGUUGGCCAGUCAUGUUUCCUUUUUAUGCACGACUUGUACAGCUUUGACAUGAUUGCGGAAUAUUGCUCUCAUUUUAAUGUUAUUAAAAUUUGUUUUUAGGCUGGGAGGCGGGCCACAGACCCGGCCAAGUGUGGAGGUGUACCCAUCAAGUUAAAUAUGCAGCACACUGUCAUCCUCUUGAGAAUUUUGCUGUGUAUCAUAAUUUUAUUAUAAUAAUCAUUAAUAAUGAAUUGAAUAACGCAUGUGGCCAGAAUUGCCAAAUUAGAGCUUGGAUACUCUUGUGACAAAACAAUGUCUACACUCAAAAUUCACAUGGAUGGAGACAAAAAGCAACUAUGUCAUGGCAGUCAAGUCCACUUUGUGUAUGUGUGCUAUUUUAUCACAUGAAGGAUUAAGGCAGCCAAAUGUGACAUUAUUGCUUAACCCUUUAAGCCCCAAUAUCCACAUACAAAUUCUCCAAACUGGUCUCUAUACAUUUCCUUUAAGAAUUAGUUGAGAGAAUUUGAUAAAAGAUCAAAGCAUUUUCUCUUUGGUGAGCAUUGUAUUAACUCUCAUAACCUUUUCUCUUGCCAAUGUAUGGAUGUUGUUAGGAGAAAAUUGAUGUUGAUCACUGUUGGGACUUAAAGGGUUAAUGACAAAGUCACAGCUUCAUGGCAAAUAAAUGUGUCCGUUAGAGAGAGAAUUCAAAGUCACAGGGAUGGGAUAUGAAGUCUGUCUGUACCUUCUUUGUCUUCGUUUUUUAUUUGUGGAGUCAUUUCCAUAUUUAUUUUAAAAAAGAAAUAACAUUCCUUAUUUUUGUAUUUUACUCAAUUGGAUGGUCAGUCCAUAACUGCUGAAUUUGUUUAAACUGCACUACAUUGAUAUUAGCUUGCAAUCAUGCUAUCUUUGUAUCUCUAAAAGACUUCUCAUAUGUGAUAAAAAUGCCUGAUUUUGGGUUAACCAGCAUUUUAACUUUUGAUGUAUCAGACAAAAUGUGCGCUUCUUUGUUUUGCUUUUUACAAGGCUGUCCAGUUCAUUAAAGGAGGACUUGGUAACUUGUAGAGUUUUCUGACAUGCAGAUUAUUUGAGGGAGUAACUCUUUUAAGACAAUUUGUGGAUGGGCAGUUUUAAUUUACUUAGUGGUGUAAAAUUUUGAAAAUGUGUGACGAAAUAUUUUAUACUUGGGUAACUGUUAAAAGAUAGGAAAUGGAACUGGCAAAAUGUAUUGCAGAUCUAUCUCAAUCCUUGACCUUAACUUACUAGAUUUUUUUGAGCAUGAAGUAUUGGUUUAAUAACCCUGCUGUUUUAAGCAUUCAUUGAAUUUUUGGAGAAAUCUUCUGAAAAUGCGCCUUCUUCUUCCAAGGGAGGCAGGCUAAUUUAAAGGGACACAGUCAGCUUUGGGACCGUGCUGACCUGGACACCAGUCCUGCAUAUUAUCUCAAUCUGAAAUCAAAUACGCAUUGAAUACAUGUACGUCUAGAAAUCUGCUUCAAUCGUCCCUAGUGUUUCAUUCGAUCUUUGAUAUUUUUGAUACUGAGAACCUGUUCCUUAGUAUUCCUUUACUCGUCCUAUAUUGAUUAAGAACAGUAUGAAUCGCGUGUUUUGUGAUAUGUAAAUCAGCUAAGAAAUGGUAUGUAAUGCUUAUAUCCAUGUUGGCCGUGUUGGUAAUCAAGAACAAAAGCAUUUCUCUCCGCUGGGAACUAAAUGCCAUUUUCAUGCAAAUUCUUCAAGAAAAAAUUCUAUUGUAUUGACCACCAAUAUGGCCGCCUUGUCACGUGGUUGCAAACCAAGAAUAGUUAACCAUAGUGUUUAAAAGUUAUUAUUUAGCCUGUAAGAAGAAGUGAGUAGCGUCAGUAAAGUUUGUAGAGCAGAUGAGAAUAAAAGACGUGUAGUGAUUAUAAAGCUGACGCUUUCGGGGAUUUUUUGGGAUUGGGUGUUUUAAUAUUAUUUCACAACACAUAACGAAGCUUUAAGUGAAGUCAAUCACGGUAAUAUUUAAAACGGAACAUAACUGUGUUAUAUUUGAAUAAAACACUGGUUGG
Molecule: messenger RNA, 8986 nt
Organism: Porites lobata
Lineage: Eukaryota; Metazoa; Cnidaria; Anthozoa; Scleractinia; Poritidae
Source: the annotation of a GenBank genome assembly